AUGUUGUCGAUUGCCGUUCAACCUCCCGCUCGAGCUCGUCCAGGAGCUAUUUUGUAUCCUCCCCUCAUUGUUCAACUCAGCAGUGAGCAUGAUCUGUAUGAACAUCUCGCGGGUUACUGGACUUGUGUUACGCUCAUCCAUUACGCCACUGGCCAGGUCAUAUAUGAUCAGAUGGAUGGUAAAGCCGCAGACUCUGCGCAUCCAAUCGCCCAAAGCAGAUCUAGAGGUGUUCGCGAUCAAGCGUACUUCUUCUUCCCAGAUCUUGCGAUUCACGCCACUGGUCGCUACCGCCUCCGAAUCAGCUUGAUGAGAAUGGACUACUCUCCCGAGUCAGGCCCGGAUGGUGCAGUUGUUUGCGAUGAACAGGUGGAUACACGUUCGAUUACCGUGGAAGAGUCCGGUCCAAACUAUUCUCGACCAAAUUCUCAAGAACGUGCCUUUAUUAGAAUGCUACGGGAUGAUGGUCAAGAUGUUCCAGCUCCAGCUCAUUAA
Sclerotinia borealis F-4128 is the source of this 492-nucleotide messenger RNA. The record is from the annotation of a GenBank genome assembly. Lineage: Eukaryota; Fungi; Ascomycota; Leotiomycetes; Helotiales; Sclerotiniaceae.